AUGGCUAAAACGACGCGACAAAUGCGUCAAAAUGAGGAACAUUACGUUGCCAAGAUGAACUUCCGAAGUGAGAAGAUUCUACAAAGUCAAAUUGAGCGCUUGAACAGAGAGAAAUUACUGCAAGUGAAGAGUUUAAACGCUCAAAUGAGGACAUACGAGAGAAAAUUACAGAAGAUUAACGAAAGAGCUGCCGAGGUGGAAAAACUUUCGCAGAACAUAGAUCCAUCUCAGCGUCUUUCAACGAGAGACCACUUCAACAAACUGAGCAACGAUGCCGUAAGGCAAAGACACUUUUCUACAGGUGUGGGUUAUUCGUACAUUGAUCAGCUGUUAGGAGCAUCAAAACCACUCGUCAAUAGACCAAUAAGAUGGGGAAUAAACCCAUCUUUACCAAGUCUUGAACAACAAACUGCUAAACCGAUUACUGUCGAGUCAGAUGCUGUCUUAGCGAAAGCAUUUAUGACGGAGAUUAAAGGUCAUCCUAUUUAUCUUCGACCAAGGGAAGCUGCGUACAUGAAAAAACAAAAGUCGGUUCCAUCUGCUUUAAUUCUGCCCCCCCUUCCAUUAAAACCCUGCGGGAAAGAGACUAUGGAACAACAGUCAAUAGAACAACGCAGAAAACCGCGAGAUUACGAAUUACAGGAAAAAGCUGAAAACAUUGCUUUGCUCGAAAAUCAAGAUGCAAAUUCACAACUUUCUCCAAUCCUUGAAAGCGAAGUUGAGGCAGAUAUUUCUGAAAUGAAACGAAGUGAUAGUAAAUUAGCUCCGAACGAAAAUGAACCAAUCGAUCACAUUUCCAAUACUGAAGGAAUGACGAAAGCAAAAGGAUCCCUUACAAUGGAGAAACCUGAGAUUGUUAUAGAGAGCAACGAGGCUUUGUCUUUAAAUAAGGAAAUAGCGAGCGAUGUUAGCAGUUCAUCUUCAUUGCGUGGACAUUUUAUCACGGAAUACGAAUUCCCAUCCCAUCAAAGAGUUGAUCAUUUUACCAGAAGCACUGAGACGUUGAAUGUUCAAACAGGUGAAAUUACAAAAUCUCCCAACGAAAACGAACCAAGCUCUUUCAAGUACCAACUACACUCCCGCAGAUUUUCAUUAUGAGCAACAACUUGUAACAAAGAAACACAUUUUAUGUGUAAGACUUCUAAAAUUUUAAUCGCUGUUUGAGAAUCUAUUAAUUAUUUUCUCCCAUGACAUUCAAAUGUUAAGUUUAUAGCGAAUUGUAGUAAGAUAUUUUCUACCACAUCGUGAAAAAGUUACAAAACCGUGAUGAAUCCUCCCGUGGUCUCGGAAAUAAAAUAAACAAAAGACUCGAAGCUUAUAUUGAUAGCAAUAGCUCAGUUAUUUAAUAAUAUAAAACGCCUCAAAGAUUUUUAGUCAUGCAGAGGCAAAGAUAAGUUAUGGCAGAGUACCUAUACCUGUUCAGCAGGUUUUCGCGCGUGGACUGAGCGCGCGUAAAUCGAUUUCAUUCCACGUAGUGCCUUAUUUUUUUUCUUGAUCGGGUAGAUCGAUACUGAUAGAUGCUCAGCGAGCAAGUAUAUGCUUAUUUAAUUUAAAUAAAGACUCGCCACAUGUAAGAUUUCGCCGUGGUCUUCCUUGAACGCGACACGCGAGUAUUGAAGGGUCGAACCAGGCGCGCUCGCGAUCACGAGACUUAUCUUGGGAUCUUACGAAUAAAACUUUGUUCUGGGAAAAACAGGAGUGCUUGAGCACCCGUCAAAAUCUGUAAAAUUAUUCUGUCAUGUUCAAGGCCCUCAGUAACAUACACGUACCACGCGAGUUGUCAUACAGGAGAGACACCUCACGAGCUGAACACACGCAAAAAGGGUGACAAGUUUCAGCGGAUUCAUUUCGCAAAAUAUGCCUCAAUUAUGAAAUCCACGUGCGUAUAUUGAACCUGCCUUGACAAUUAUUAUUUUCCCUUCGCAUAGUAAACACCGCACUUAAUUCCUCCACUGAAAAGCGAUCGAUUAAAAAAGCUGGCUAUCCAGCCACCUCCUAGUAAACAUGAAGAAUUCAUCGUCUCAGUUUAAGCGAGCUAAAUCUUUAAAAGAUAGCGAAAUGAACGGAGUGAAUGGAGAGUCCCCUCUGCACAAUUUCGUCAAAGCGAAGCAGAAGAUAAACGCUAUAUUUGGGGACAUCAGAGAGUAUCUUGAAGACUGUAACAAAUUCUUAGCUGAUUUCAGAAUAGCUGAUGAAAAUGAACACGACAUCAAGAAGUUCUCAAGCGAGGUAAGAUUGUCGAAUGUCGCGUUCAAGCUCCAUGAUAUUGAUGAGAAUUGGUAAAUUAAAUAUUGUUGAUCAUACAACCUUGUGGUUGUUUUUUAAUGGUUUUUGAUUUAUUUUUCUAUUACUUCAAAGCUGCCUUGAUUGAUACAUCGAUCAUAUACUUUCUUUAAUUAACUUUGCUAUGUUGUUUACAAUUUGUAGAUGUACAAUCCAGGAUUUUCAUGGAUUGUGCAUUCAGAUAUAUUGUACAAUAACAUUACAUAAUGUAGUUGUGUUCUUUACUUGUUUAACAAUAAUUCGGUUUGUUACGGACACUUUCUGUAGAUUCAUGCCAGUUUUUUUUUUGUUUUCCCUAAUUGUUUCUCCCAGUUAACACAAGACAUAUUGUCAAGACACCAAUUUUGCAAUCUUGGUAAUGGGCACUAUGAACGAAGUUCUGUGUACAACCCAUGCAUUUAUUCAUGGUACAUCUCACUUAAUGUACACUCUAGAUACCUGCACUGUCACUGUCAAUUUUUUUAUGUAAUUAAUUCUCAUUAAGUCAGAACUGAUUACAGCAUUUCUCUCACACAGGUGUUAGGCUAUCUGGCCCAGGUUUCAAGCAUUUCAGAGGUUCUAUUAAGGGAUCAGAUGAAGGUGGCAUUCUUUGGACGAACCAGUAAUGGAAAGAGCACUACAGUAAACGCCAUGCUACAAGAUAAGAUCUUACCAAUGGGUAUUGGCCAUACUACAAACUGUUUUCUCAGUGUACAUGGUUCAGAUUUACCGGAUCCAUAUAUCAUGGUUCCAGAGAGUAAUGACAAAAAGAGUGUGAAGGUAUGUCUUCUUAAAUAUUGUUGUAAGUUUCUCCUUUGUAAUAAUUAUAUGUACAACAUUUUUCUUGAUAGAAAAUUGUUGCAAUUCUCCUUUUUAAUAAUUAUAUGUGCCAAGUUUUCUUGAUUGAGCAACCAGUGCACUUAUUUUAAAAUCGGCCUGGUGAACAUGGUGUUUAUAAGCAACAGGAUGGUGUUUUAAUCAUGUAUGGGUGUGUCAACUUUUGAUAAUACCCAUACUUCAAGAGCAAGAGGUAGUUGGUUAAGAAAGCAUGAUUUUUCUCUGUCAGACUGUCACUUAGUCUUAACAAGGAUGUAUAUUUUUCUUACAAAUAUUUUAUGCAUAAGAUAUGAUUUACUGUUUAUGAAUUGAGUUUGAGUUUAGAUUAGCAUUGUAGCUAUUUGCAGGACAUGAAGUUUUGUAAACCUUAUAUUUCUUUAAAUAAAUACAUGUUUUCUGUUUGAUUUUUAUAACCUUAAAACAAAUAAAAGCUUAAACCUCAAUAAAAAAACUCCUUCUGUUUAAUUCUAAACUAGCAGUAUUUCUCUGGUGUUCAUAUGGUUUUUAACAGUUAAUGGAGUUUUGACAUUUAAUUAAGAAAAUAUCACUGGUACCUAUUUAGUUAAUUAUCUUAAAGCAGAAAAAUACUUAUGAAAUAUAUUAAAUAAUACUCCAGGUGAUAUAUGCACUAUAUAAGAUAAUGAAUAGUUAAUAUUGAUAACUACAUAUUUUUCUUUUUUGUCAUGGAAACAGUCACUAGGUCAACUUGCCCAUGCCUUGUGUGAAGAAAAGCUUGAUGCUAGUAGUCUUGUUCAAGUCUUCUGGCCAAAGUCCAGGUUUGAUUUUGUUUUGUAAUUAUUAUAUCAUUCACAUCUACUCACAGGUAACUGAUGUCCUGUCAGUCUAAGUGCAUUUAUUGUUAAACCUUGCAAAAUUUAUUUAUUUGUUGUAAAAGUAGAAUGUUGUGUCCUUUGUUGUACAUGAAUUUUUCUUUUCCUGGUUUAUUCCAAAAAGGUUAAGUUUGUCAAAUUUUUUUGGUUACAGAUUAAUUCUGUUAUUAUGCAUUACACUUGUUAUAAACAAGCUGAUUAGUCACGAGCAUUCAAUUAAAUAUCAUGUCAAGAAGUUGACAUGAUAACCCAAUAUUUGUAACAAACAUUGCAUUUGUCAUUUUGAGUUCAAAGUCUGCCUAGUUUCCAAGCCCUUUCCCAAACUUUUGUGAACCCAAAGAGAUGUGUCAUUUUUUCCAGUUUGUUUUAAAACUGUGGGAUAAAACAAUUAUUACUGAAUUCAGUUUUUACAUGAUAUCUUGAAUUAUUAAGCCUAGUGUCUAAAUUUGUAAUAUGCCACAGCCUUCAGUUUUGGCAGAUAACUCAGAACUUCGUCUUGAUUAUUCAAGUUACUAUGUUCAACUCCCUUCAGUAAUUGUUUAAUAUACGUACAAUAAAGUAUAAAGCUGUGUCAUUAGUUUUUCAUUGACUGUCUUGUAAACAAAGGAAAUAUAUUUCUAGUGUUGAAAGAUCUUGGAUAGGCUGUCUCUUGUGUCUUAAAAAGAUGAAAAAAAAAAACUUUCCAAACACAGUACACAUGUUCUAGAUCAUGCAUUUCACAUUAGAUCAGAGGGUUUGUAUCAUUACAAGAAAGCUUUACCUGUACAUUGUUAUCACUUGUGACAGUCUCGUUCUUGUUUAAAAUGUAUUUUUUUUAACUUCAGAUGUAAAAUGUUGUCAGAGGAUGUUGUUUUGGUGGACAGGUAAGCAAAAUAAAAGUGAUGAAAUUUACAGUAUAAUUAACCUUUUGAGCAGUUAGAAUCUAAUUUCUCCUAACAAUUUCAGCCCUGAAUCACACAUUAAGAUCGCGAGAAUAAAGGAAAUGAUCACCAACUAAAGAAACUCUGGACUGUUAGGCAAAAUUGUCUUCAUCCACACCUUAGGGAAUAUAUAGAGAACAGUACAGAGAAUAUGCAUACUUAUGUUAAGGUGUGAAGGUUUCAGAGGAACAACAACACAAAAGAACAAGGAAACAGUGAAAAAAGUCGGUUAAUGAGGCAUUGCUCCACCAUGACAUGUCCUGUGUCUUCUACAUCAAGAAGAAGCCCAAAAACUGCCAUGUAAAUAGUCACAAACAACUGUUGUUUUAGUCCUGGUAUAGAUGUGAGCCCUGAUCUUGAUCUGUGGAUUGAUAAGCACUGUUUGGAUGCUGAUGUGUUUGUCCUGGUUGCUAAUGCUGAGUCAACACUUAUGGUUACGGUAUGUUGAUUCGUAACCAUUCAUGUGCUAUGUGUAUUAAGAUAAAACACAUACCAACUUUCAAUUUGAUUGAAUUUUUUUGAAAUUUCAGUUGCUUUUAAAUGUAAUUUGUUACAGGAGAAAUUUAUCUAAUGUGGUAGCUUUCAUAGAUUUAAUCUUCCCAUGUUUGUUUAGUGUCUCAUUUGGUGCCCUUUUCAUUUGCAGGAGAAAAACUUUUUUCACAAAGUGAAUCAGCGUCUUUCAAGACCAAACAUCUUCAUUCUAAAUAACAGAUGGGAUGCAUCUGCAUCUGAACCUGAUACGAUGGAGCUGGUGAGUAAGAACUUAUUUGUUCUUGAUAGCCAUUCAAAUUUGAAAUCAAAAGAUGUCAAAAAUGGAACCGAAACAUGGCAUUGGAGUUGCCUUUCAUUUCAGAUGCCCUCUUUAAUUGUGGUUUGGCAAGGCAAUAAAAGAAUGCACAUGUACAAUUGUUGCUGGAAAAAAAGGGACUGUAUCUUCCCUGCUUGAAGAAUCUUGCUAUAUAUUCAUAGUAGGGGAGUGGGGCUUAUAUAGAGGGGAAGGAUUAAGGUACAUGAUAAUGGGCGAGAAUGCCAACCAGUUAUCCCACCUCCUGGAUAACAACCCUUCUUCCCCCCACUAUCAUAUGAUGGCAAUAAGGUGUGCUUUUUAAAAUUUUUUCCUGUUCCCUUAAGGUGAAAGAUCAACAUCUCAGCAGGAACAUCAGUUUCCUUGUUGAUGAGCUCCAGUGUGUAGACAAAGGACAGGCAGAAGACAGAGUGUUUUUUGUCUCAGCUAAAGAGGUAGGCUGCUUGAUAUUUGAUAUCAGGGUUUACAAGGACCAAUUGCAAAUAACUUUGAACAAGUCAGUAAGUUUUUGUUACUGCUAUGCAAAGAGCAAUUUGGUACAGGACACAUCUCUUAAUUAAUUAAUUUAUUUAUUUUCCCAUGUUCUUUUCCUGUUUCUGAUUUACCCAGACCUUAAUGACCAGAAUGCAGAAACACCAAGGAAUGCCUCAAGGAGGUAUGUGGCUGAUUAAAAUACACAUUCUCUUGAAACAGUAAGAACACAUUCUUAACAAAUAAGUUUUUAAUAUUGAAGCAAGUAACCAACAUUGCCAUGUUGUUUUUCAGGUGGAGCCAUUCAUGUUGAAGGAUUUCCUGCUCGACAGUUGGAGUUUGAGAACUUUGAACGCAAAUUUGAGGUACUGUAGUUCCUUUUCAGGCUCACAACCCAGCAAACAGUUUUCAGAUAGUCACUUGUUAUUUGGUAGAUCACAUAUGAACCAAAAGGUGGCAAAAAUAUUUUGAUGGUUGCAACAUGGAAUUUGAAGACUUCAUAAUUCAAGGAAUACAAAAUUACUAGACUAAGUGGUAAAUUCACAUAUAGCUCUGAAAAAAAUUUUUAGCAUGGAAAGGCUUAUGACCCCAUUACCUGGGAACAGCCACCUUAAACACCAUUGGCAGCUGCUCAGGGAAAAGGUUAUUGAAACCCCUGGCUCUUUUGUAUCUUAGAUCCUUGGUAAGAACUAAUGAAAGAUUGCUACCACAAAUUCUUAAUGUAUAUAUACAUUUUUCCAUUUAAAAUUAAACACAUUUGCUUGUCUAGAGUUGGUGUCAAUUUAUUGUUGUCACUUUGCAAUAGAAAUUUUACAAGCUUUAUUUUAUAGGAGUGUAUUUCUAAGUCAGCCAUACAAACCAAGUUUGAAUCUCACGCAGUCAGUGGAUUGAAAAUUGCAAACAUGUUAAAGGUUCUUAUGGAACAAGUAGUGGGUUCUGCAUUUCAGCUAAGGUGAGAAACAGAGAGAUGAUUUUUUUCAUUUUGCUUAUUGAUAGUGAUUUUAGUUAAUUGUCAGUUUUGCUGAGUUCAUAUGGUCUUUUUUGUCAAGAUCCAAGCUGGAGAAAGCCAAGAAGGAGCAAGAGAAUAGACUGGAAUAUGUGAAGGAACAGCUUGAAAUCUAUACACAUGAUGCCAAACGCCAGAUCAAGGAAAUCACUUCUAAAGUUGAGGGUCAGGUAAUGAAAUAACUCAAAUGCUCUUUAGGAGGCAUAAGGUUAAAUUUGUGGUUUAUUCAGUCUUGAAUCACGGUCAUUUCAAGUUUUUUACAAUGUAAGGUUCCAUUAAUAAUAGAUUAAACAGUAUGUAAUCAAAUGGAUAACUUUAUUUGAUGUGCUCCUGAAUGCUUGUCAGGUGUCUUUGAUAUGCAUAUUAAAUUUACUUUGAAGUAAGUGGUAACAUCUUAUCAAGUGUUUGCAUAAAUUUUAUCAUCAUAGUGCCUGAGUGCACACAGGUCUAUAUGCACCUAAUUUGUAAUAAGUAUGAUGAUUUAUAGAAGUAAGGAUGAACACAAAUUAGGACACAUUCUUACAGAACUAAUUUGUCAGACCUCUUCUCAGUUUCCACACCCAGAGUGGCUACAUUUACUCCCUCCUGAAAUGGGAAGCUAGUCCACAACAAGCCAAUCCAACAAGCCAAUCCACAACACUUCUUCAUGUUUCAUGACCACUUGUUUGUAUCCAUUUUUACUUUUAGUUCAAGAGAGAGACUGUCAGAAUUAGGUGUCUUGCACAAGCCCACAGCUCGUUGACCUGCUGUGCUCCAACCCAGGCCUCUUGGUCAGGAGUUCAAUGCCCUGACCAAGUAGCCACAUGUGCUGCAUAUUGUUCCUUGUAUCUUUGCUCAUUACAUCAAAGCUUGGUUAGAAGGUCUGAUGUUGCUUACUAAACAAAGUGUUUUCCUUUCUUUAGGUGACUGAGGCUAUGACAGAAGAGAUUGGCCGACUGGGUUUGCUGGUGAAUGAGUUUGAUCAUCCAUUCCAUUCUCAUCCUGGGUUCCUUAAAACAUACAAAAAGGUGAAAGUUACAUGUGUAGACAGUUACACUGUCAAAAUAAUCUGAAAUUUAACACUUUAUCGCUGAUUAUCUCAAUAGGAGUUGUACAAUCACCUUGAGAGGGGCUUGGGAAGGAAUAUGACGGCUCGUUGUUCAAAUUCGCAAACUCAAGUGAUUUGUGAGGCGCAAAAGGAAAUGGCAGGUCAGUGUUCAGGAACUACUCUAUGUUACAUGAAUGAUGUGGGAAUGUGCAUGUGUAUGUAAGCCUAAAAAUUCUUGAAUGAGUAUAUAGUGAAUUGCCGGAAUUAUCUGGAGAAGUCCGUUUAAAAAACAGCUUGCGUCAGUUUACAGAACUGGUCUGACUUAAAACCUUCCUCACCUUUCGCCUGUUUGGUCUUUCCGAUUGUAAGUUAUGCUCGCAUUGUUUUGCACGAGGAUUUUGAUAGCUAUUUGUCAAAACUGUCAAUCAAUGUAAUCACACCGCACUAAUCAGAGGAGCCAUUCGUGGGUAAACAUAUUUCUCAGAAGCUGUGAUUCGCUUGCGAGCCUUCCUGCCUCUUCCCACCCCGCCCCUAUCCUGCGCCUUUUUUCACUAUCGUCCCACCACAUUUCGCGCGGUUAGGAAAUUAAAAAGUUCUUCUUUGGUAAUGGUAAUGGUAACUUUAUUUAUACACGGUAAAUCCUUCAGCAAAUAUUAUAAAAUGAUACAAGAUCAACUAAUUAUCCCUAACUAAACUAACUGACCUAAACUAUAUGCUAAAAGCUGCUUUACAAGGAUGCCGUGUUAAAACUCAUUCAAAACUGUGGUGACGUAUGUUAAGUUUAAACUCAUGUAAAGAUGUUGCUGCACGAAGGUCACUAGAUAGGCUGUUCCACAACCUGGCUCCGCUGUAAGAGAAACUCUCCUUCGAGUAAUUGGUGCGGGGCUGCGGAACAGCCAAUUUAUUUUCAGUAUUCCUUAAUUGGCGAUGUUCUGACGUUUCGAAACACAAAUCUAGAACUCAGAUACUCAGGGGUCAUCUCAUGUAAAGAUUUGUACAUCAUAACAGCAGCUGAUUCAAAUCCUUGAUAUUUGAGUUUACGCCAACCCAGUGCCCGGAACAAUUCAUCGACAAUUCAUCCAGUGUUUCGUAUUGGAACACUAGUUACGGAGGCUAUGCAUUAGGGUAGCAAAAUAAUUGAAGUAAAGCAAGAACUAAGGGCACAUCAUGUAGUCAUAUGGUUGAGGGGAAAAAAGGGGGGGGGAGCUAACAAUAAAGAGGCAUGAGUCCUUAAUGAGGAACCAGUUAUUAUUUAUGGCCGGGGGGAGGGAGGAUUCAGGGGAGGAUCACAUUGUUUUCAGGGGGGAAGGGAAGGAGGAUCAGUCGUCGCCGACAGAGUGAAAAGCGGGACUGGAGAGAAUUGACUGCCAAAUUACUGCCAACGAGAAACGAGGGGGGAGGAGGGGGGAAGGAAUCGCCAGAAUAUUACAGGGCCUUAAGAGGGGAUCUAGUAAAUUUUAUCGCGACAUAACCGACAUCCUCCGAAAUAGCUAUAUUUCUUUUUACCCAGAUCGCCUUCGUAGUCUUCUUCCGCCUGAAACACCAGAGGUAUCUCUUGAGCCCGGCACUCCAGCGUGAGUAUUGUCUUCCUUAAACCAUUAAACCCUAACAUCAGAAUGCAUAUUCUCCAUACUGUGCUCCACACAUUUCUUAAGGUGCUGACAAGGAGAAUUUGUGAAACAAUCAAGAGCUUCUUUAGUUGGCGUUUAUCUCCUUUAUUCUCAUGACCUUAAUGUUUUAUUCAUGGGUGAUAUUGUAAGGAGAAAUUAGAUGCUGGUCAAGGAGUAAGAUCUACUAACUCACUAUAACGAGACAUCAGGACCACUGGCUUUAGGAAUCCAGGAGGCAGACAACCAGGAGGAGAAAGGAAUAAACAUCCGUUUUUCUUGUUACUAAUUUCUUUAUCGUGUUUAUUUAUUGUAGUCUUGAUUUCCAAGCGAGCUACAAACUGGACGUGCCCAGUCUGUGCACUGAUUUUCAUGAAGAUAUCGAGUUUCACUUCUCUCUUGGCUGGCAAGCGAUUUUGAGGAAGUUCUUGGCGCCUCAUAAUGCUGGACUAGCCAUCGCUUUGGGAGCGAAUGUAAGAACACUUGUUUAAUAGUAGAGUAACAAAGAAUGAAAAAAAUUACGCUUGUCAAAGAGGAGUUAAGAUCGAAGGAGCACAUGAAGAGCAUUAAAAAUUUUGUAACAACAAACGGAAAUCUUUUCAUGUCAUUCUAUUUUAAACAAGGGAAAUAGCUGAAAGCCAUUUCUGAGUUGUUGUUUCGAUCCACAAUUAACUUCUCCGCUCCGUCACUAUGGCCUUCCAUUCUUGUAAGACAUUUGAAUGCUUGACAGCCGAAAAACACAACUUGGAUAAACUACUCCGGGAUGACUUAAACCCUCACUCUAGGAAAGAAAAAGGCGGUGGUUGAGUAGCUAAUUACUGUAAAUAAGUGAUAACGUUCCCAACGAAAUUAGGAAAACACAUGCUGUUGUAGAAGGUUAGAAAAAAAUGGAAAAGGAAGAGAAAGAAAUUUUCUUUCACUUGGAAUCGAUCCUAAAACUUUUCGCUUGAGAGAUGAAGUGCAAUUUAUUGCGCCACAGUUGUACUAAGGUCAGAUGGAUAUCUCGCCCCUAGAUAAUUUCUUUUCGAACUGUAGUGGCUCAUAGCAACUUUGAUUUGGUUUAAGCUUCAGCGAAAUGUGCAGAACUUGGUACCUACCGCACAACCGUGUUCCGCGGAGGCAAGAACUGGGACUAGUUCACAGGCACCUUCAUUACGUGACGUUAUGAAACGUCCCGAGGGUGAUGACGUCACGUUGGCGGUCGUGCAAGGUUUAGCUUCACUAACGUCACGCACUGGUACGCUGGUGGUCAUAGUUGGAGGACUGGUAAGGGUUAAAAUAUUUUAUUGAGUCAGAGAACCUCAGACAUAAAACACAGCGGUCAAACGUUGGGCAUGCGCGAGGGGAUCAAUUAUUGCCGGCCUUGCUUCAAUUUCCGCAUAAAUUUCAAGGGAAAAAAGGGGAAAAAACUGCUGUCCUGCAAAGUAAGCAAACGAAAAUUGAAACGUUCAUAUAAAUCAGCUGAAGGAAAAAAAGCAGGGAAAAGGAAAAACGCGUGACUUUCCUAACACUAAGCUUUUUUAAGUUAUGGUAUCCUGUUGAUCUACCGAACUAUUACUGGCUUGUGUGGUUUAUUGGUAACUCGUGUGAGACAACUUGUAUUUGACAGCCUGAAAGCGCACCACCCAGUCAUUACAACUUUCGCACAUGCGUAUACGUUUGACCGCGGUACAGACAAAUUGCAUCGCUCAAAAAUGUAGUUUGAAUUUCCGCGCAACAUUGCAGCGUUAUGUAUGCCCACACGAAGCGUCCAUUCCAAUUGAUGUUUCUUUAAUCGCAGAUUUGGAAGACGGUAGGAUGGAAGUUCAUAGCUUUGUGUGGUGGGUUAUACAGUGGAGUGUAUGUAAUUGAGAGGGUACGUUGGACCAAUGGUGCUAAAGAGAAGGCUUUCAAACGACAGUUUGUGGAUUACGCUUCUGAAAAGCUUCAGUUAGUGGUCAGCUUCACUAGCGCCAACUGCAGUAUACAAGUGCAACAGUAAGUUUGGCUGCCAUGUGAUUUUUGAAGCGUCUUUGAUGUGAUUGUUGGUAAGAUUUUCUUUCACCCACAAAGGCGUGUGAAUGGUUUUUGCUUCAAUUUAUACCUCGUGGUCUGGCCAAUCGGAUAAGGUGUCAUUCUUUUGACCAAUUAGGUCGCAAAUCGUUAAGAGUCGCGAAUUUUUCCGCGGUUUACACUCGGUGUCUUGUCAAUCAGACCAGAUGUCACGCUUUUGACCAAUCAGGUUACAAAUUGCUCGACAGACGCGAAUUUUCCCGCGCUUUACGCUCGGUGCCAAACAUUGAUUUGCCCCUCAAUUGAUUCUGCCGCCUAACAGCCCCAUUUUAAGCCAAAGGUUAAGCCAUUUAUCUCAUUGAUACCUUUCUGCUCAAGUGACUGUCGUGUUUGCCAAAAUGCUAUCAUCGACUUGUUCAAACUCAAGCUCUCUAGCUCACAGUAGAAGGUAAAUUCACUUGACUUGAAACUGAAUGUUAAAACGGUGCCAUAUGAUGAAAGGCUGGAAGUGUUAAUUGGAUGACACAAGCGUAGUAACUUAACGAUUCCAGAAUAGUCUAUGGCUGUUUGAUUUUGCACCCAUUCGGUAUGCUAUUCAAAGCAUGCAAAGCCUUAAGUGUCUUCAACUCUGUCAUACUAUCAUUUCAAUUCCAAGAAAACAAUGCUAUUUGGUGUUAAAAGUGUUAAUUCAAUGGCCUUUUCAGCCUGAAAACGGAUUGAUUCUGAAGAGGAACUUUUACACUUCAAUUGUCUUUGGGUUUUACUGAAUAACACGAGUAGAAUAAUUUCUCAUACUUGUUUGCUAUUUUGAUCUUGUUAUGAGGAUUACUGCGAAUUAAUUCCUCUUGUUUGUAGUAUGUGGUGUUAUCAGCUUAAAGUCAAAUGUUAGACGGAUAUUCCACAAGUUCAUUCCGGUCUUAGCUAUGUAAUCUUGUUACAGUGCGUGUGUCGGCUCGUUCGCUUUUGAUGUCGCGAUAUUUUAACGGUUUGGCGAUAAGAUACAUGACAAUGCCAAAUCCCCGAUUACUUCAGAUAAUGAAACAUUUGAUUUUAAUUCAUUUCAGAGAACUGACGUCAACCUUCGCGAAGCUAAAGUCUCUGGUUCAGAGAGCCAAGGAAAACUUGGAAGAAAACAUCAUCGAAUUAUAUAAAGAAAUAACAAGGCUUGAGAAAAUCGAAAACGAUGCGAAAAUAUUAAGGUAAUUCUGUCCUACGUAUUGGCAAUUGAUUAAUGACAACAGCUAUUGCAAAAACUGAGGUUUGGGGAGGGAAGGGUAGAAAUGAACAGUGAAAUGGGGGUGAGGUGAGGGAAAAUGAUUUUCCUUUGAACCAAAUGUAUCAUAACCGCCCUCUUCACAUUGGGUUGGCAUUCUCCCUCGCCGAAGGGAACAAGGUGGCAUGGAUAAGUGAUUACCCACGGCAUCAGAGACUGGCAUUCCUAAGAAAGGAUUUUGCGAAGUGAGAAUUACUCCUUGCUUCUUUAUAGAACAUCAUCUCAUCUUAGGAAAUAUCUUUUCUCAAGGGAAAGGGGAUAGUAGUGAUUGGGGAUUACCCUCUACCCCCUUCUUAGACAACCUCCUCAUCCUCAGAAAUGGAGCAUCGUUUGUAAACAUUAGCAUUUGGAGUUUGCAGCAUCAGAAGUUCUAAGUGAGCUCGCUUUCUGUUCUUAGGAACAAAGCAAGUUGGUUCGAAAGCGAACUUUCCCAAUUCAUCACCGAGUUUGGUUUGGAAAAGAGCAAGAUUUGAAAUCUGAUGAAGUAAGACGCUCUGGAAUAAAGGAAUAUAGGCGUGAACGCUGCGUACCUGCCUGUCAUGUUACUAAACUGAACGAUCUUUACACGAGUCAAGUCAUCCUUUUCUCCAUAAUGCUUCGCUGAAGAUAAUGUCCACUUUUAGGAGACUCGUUGUAAAUUAUAAUUAUUACGUUAAUGACAAUUUUGUGUUUGAUGCGGAAAGAGCAUGUCCAUCUUGCUUCGUUUUCUCUUCAGUGAUCCAACCAGAACACGAAAGCUUGUAAAUAAGGUUCAUCCGCUUGACUGGUUGAAAUAUUUGAACAAGCACUUCAAAUUUCCAAAGAGAUUAUAAUUCCCUUUGGUUGAAACGGGAAAUGGAAUUUCAGAGCGAGUUACCCAGUUCCAUCCAAACACGACGAUGCUAAACAUAAUAUUGUAAAUGGUCAUGAAUUCGAAUUAUAUUAUCUAUAAUUCGAAAGGUUUUUUUUUCUUUAAAUAGCAUAUUUAUCGAAAACGCUCCCGUUUUGAUUGAGGUUGUAAUGAGGAUGGGCUAAAGCGAUUAGUUUUUCUUUCAAGAGUUAACUCGUUCCUAAGGGUUUCCUCCUCUACACCCAAAGGCCCCAAGAACUCGUGAUGGUGGCUAAAACGCUGAGACCUUGACGUUGAAGUAAGAGGUUGAUAGUAGCCAAUGAGAGGUCUCUAUGACCGAAAGUCGGUCACCAGGGACACAAAACUAGGUAAAAUGAUUUAUAUGAAAGGGAAUUUACAUUGAAGGGCUCUUGCAGUGCUUUUCGUUUCGGUUUGAUUGAGGAGUUUAUUCCCUGUCAGUCAGUCUAAUGGCAUGAUACCACACGCCACUCUUUGCGCCAGGAGCACUUACUACUUUUUCCGCGAUAGAAUUCUAGAGGAGAAGGAAAACUAACAUACUGUUUUAUUGAGUUUAUAUAAUGAACAUAGAACGUUGAGAAAGCUCAAUUUUUUGUUGUAGUAAUAUUAAAGGUUGGUUGUGGUUCACAGCUGAUGCAAUUUUCCUAGUCUUGUGGAGUAUUUGAUAAUCUUUGUUGGGUCACGAAAUGUUGCAUGAUUCUUUUACCUCGAUUAAUGUUAUCUGGUUUACAAAUGCAAUGGUCUGAAUUUGUCCGUUCUCUGACUGUGAGGUUUAUUUUUACUAGCCGAGAAUGUCUGACAGGGCUUAUACUAAUGAAUAGUUAAUAAACAAGAAGAAAUUUAGUUUACUGUGUGGGGUGUAUCACCUGUUACAAAAUCUGAAGUGACUUUGAGGUCUAGCUGAUGAAAGUCAUUUUAUCGAGUAAUUCUCUUUUUGACCAUUACUUAUUUUUACUCGAAUUUUAGCCUGAGGUGCAGGCGUCUUAUUAAAGUGAGUUGAUGUCACACGUUUACCAUCACAAAUGUCUGCUUAAUCCUUUUCCUCCUAAAUGUGACUAGCAUCCAAUUUCUCCUCACAAUAUCUCCUCAAAAUCACUCAUUUAAGUCACAAGAAAAAAGAGGAAUGGUCAAUAACUAAAGGAGCUCUUGAUUGUUUCACAAAUUCUCCCUGUCAGCACCUUAAGAAGCAUAUCGAGAACAGUAUGGAGAAUAUGCAGACUGAUGUUGG
Messenger RNA from Pocillopora meandrina, 15105 nucleotides. The record is from the annotation of a GenBank genome assembly. Lineage: Eukaryota; Metazoa; Cnidaria; Anthozoa; Scleractinia; Pocilloporidae.